UCACUGACUGUAGUGAUGGAUCAGACGAACAAUGCACUGGCCGAAAGUGUGCACACUACGAGUUCACUUGUGCUAAUGGAAAGUGUCUUGAUAAAUGGAGACGUUGCCGUUGGGGAGAUAACUGUGGUGAUGGUUCAGAUGAACAGCAGUGUCGUAAGUUUGUUAUUACUGUCACCGUUGUCCAAAUGGUGCAGUCGCCUUUCCUAUGGGCUGAUGGCUAACUAUUCAAGUUGUGCUGUAGUAAUCAGGUCGAGAUACAAACAAAUAUUGGGAGCUGUCUCUCCUCCUUCUCUCUUUUUCAAUGAAUCGAAUAAUUAAUAACUUUAACUAUAAUAUGGACCAAGUAGGCAAAAUUAAGCUUGUUCUUAUUGUUGUUACUAUCGACAAUUUAGUAUGUUUUUCUUCAGUUUCCAUUUCAUUUUUAUUAUUUAUUUA
This is a messenger RNA of Pocillopora damicornis (cauliflower coral), 435 nucleotides long. RefSeq names its product low-density lipoprotein receptor-related protein 5-like. Gene Ontology annotation, biological process: receptor-mediated endocytosis. Gene Ontology annotation, cellular component: signaling receptor complex; apical plasma membrane; plasma membrane. Gene Ontology annotation, molecular function: protein binding; hormone binding. Lineage: Eukaryota; Metazoa; Cnidaria; Anthozoa; Scleractinia; Pocilloporidae. The record is from RefSeq and is a predicted model, not a curated record.